Messenger RNA from Aureobasidium pullulans EXF-150, 1669 nucleotides. Its product is annotated as aldose 1-epimerase. Bases 355 to 1356 code for a protein of 333 amino acids. Gene Ontology annotation, molecular function: carbohydrate binding; aldose 1-epimerase activity. Lineage: Eukaryota; Fungi; Ascomycota; Dothideomycetes; Dothideales; Saccotheciaceae. The record is from RefSeq and is a predicted model, not a curated record. Gene Ontology annotation, biological process: beta-D-galactose catabolic process via UDP-galactose, Leloir pathway; glucose metabolic process. The transcript has 2 exons.
GUCGCUCAGCAGGUCUCGUCGUCCGCGGAGACAAGAACAGCGGAGCUGGCAUUCUCUCAUCGUCCUCUUGGCCUGUCAAACCAAUUCAAGUGACAGCAUGCAUCGCGAACGUCAAGGAGUGUUUCCACGUGGAGUGCGAUAAAUUAGGCUAAAGAGCGGCUUUUCUGCCCCUCCACUCCAGCCCCCACCAAAGCUCACCCCGCCUAAUAGCUGUCAAAACUGUGUGGUGACAUCGAGGCAAGAAACCUGUUUACCCGUAAUCACAAGAUAUUGUUCAUACGUGUCGCCUCGACUCUUUCUCACUUCUUAUUCGAACCUCCAACUAUCUAACAACAUAAACAUCACAACUUCAUUAUGUCGGCCGAAGACGCAUUCACAUUUUUGCCGCAGGGCGCCAUCAUCCAGGAGUUGCGCAUUGCGGGGCACAACAUCGUUCAAGGUUUCCCUACUUCGGAGCCUUACAAAACAAAGAAUUCAGCCUACUUUGGUGAGACAAUCGGACGUGUCGCAAACCGUAUCAAGAAUGCCGAAAUCAAGAACCUGAACGGACAAUCAUACAAACUCGCCGCAAACAACGGACCUAAUGCUUUGCAUGGAGGCCCUGCUGGAUGGGGAAAGAGAACUUUCGAAGGACCUGAGCCAGUGAGCAGAAACGGAACCGAGGCUGUUCAGUUCAAGUACCUGAGCAAGGAUGGAGAAGAGGGCUAUCCUGGAACUGUCGAGCUCCGCGUUUGGUACAUCGCAAGCAAGAAGAACGACGACGGUGUGGAGAAGACACAACUCGAGAUCGAGUACGAGGUCGAGCUUGUCGGAGAUGAGGUUGAGGAGACAGUAGUCUCGGUCACCAACCACAGUUAUUUCAACAUCUCUGGUGGUGAGACCAUCGAAGGCACAGAAGCAACUUUGAUGACCGACCAAUACAUGGUGGUGGACGACACGGACAUCCCGACCGGAGAAAUCAAGGCAUUCCCUGGCGUUGAAGCCAACAAGAACUUCACUCUGGGAGCAGUCGACCCUGAUAUCGAUCACUGCUUCGUGAUCAACACCGAUCCCUCAAGCGUGCUUUUGGACACCAGACAAGUCCCUGCUCGCAAGCUGUGCUCUUUCUUCCAUCCCAACACCAAGCUCCACUUCGAGGUGCUCAGCACAGAGCCUGCCUUCCAGUUCUACACUGGCAAGUACAUUGACAUUCCGGCCGUAGAUGGUGCACCUGCACGUGGUGCUCGUGCUGGCUUCUGUGUCGAACCCAGUCGUUACAUUGAUGCCGCAAACAAUGACGACUGGAAGAAGAUGGUGCUUCUGAAGAAGGGUCAGACCUAUGGCAGCAAGAUCAUCUACCGUGGAUGGAAAGAGUGAUUGCCGUCUGCAAUCUCACAUUCGCGAUUUCAUACCAUGCUGAUUGCAGCAACCAUAUUCGGACAGGAUCGCGAACAUGUACAUCAUAGCUCUAUAUCAUGACUUUAUUCCAAAAAUCGUUCAGCAUCAUAAUGCGAAGUCCUCGGUCCGCGUAAGAUCAAGUGGAUACAUGAACUCAGGAUGUAAAAGGGUCUCUUCAGCUGCCAGCAGCAGCUGCUUUGUCAUCUUAGCAAGGAACUUCCGCUUUGGUAGUUUCCAUUAGAAUAAGGUACAACACUUUUCCGAAGCCUCUUUCUACCAGAAGAGCAGCUUG